CUCUCUCUCUCUCAUAUUCUAGCUGAUACAAUUGUCUCUGUUUUAUCUGAUAUGUUUCGCUAAUUGAGCGACUACCCAAAUCUUAAUUUCAUAAAAGACGACGACUUUUAGCUGAACCACUCGCAGUGAGCUCCAGAUUAAUCCGACCCAGAAAGGUUUUUCUCAUUCCAACCUUGCUUUCUUGAUCGAAAGCCAUCGCUGUCGAUUUUUCAGCACCAGAAUUUUCGUAAAGAAAACUCCUUUCAACUUGUUCCUGCAGCAAUGGACGACGAUGGGUCCAACCCAUUGCGCCGAAUGUCGAGUCGAACUCGAAAGGUUGCUUCGAAAAUGACUGCUGCCCUCCAGAGCAGUGACAACCGCACGCAGGCUGCCCUUGCUCGGCUUGAAGCUUUGGAAAAUGAUAAUGCUGGUUUGGAGACGGUAGAAGUUAACGACGAUGAUGAAGCUUCUCUUGACGAUGAUGAUGUGUUUAUAACAAAGAAGCAGUCUAAGGGUACCAAACGUAAAACCCGGCAGGCAAAAGCUCUUGAGGCCAAGAAGGCCCCAAGAACAUUCCUUGAGCUUCUGCAUGAGGCAAAUCUCGACUCCUUGCCUCCUCAUGUUCCUUCCUAUCUGAAGGCAGCAGUGGGACCACCAAGCUCUACCUCCCGCCGCCAUUUCUGCACUGUUUGUGGUUCUGCUGCCACCUACACAUGUGUGAGGUGUGGGGUGCGCUUCUGCUCGGGUCGUUGCCAGAAUAUACACAAUGAUACUCGAUGUUUGAAGUUUGUUGCCUGAUUGGUGAGUGGUUUUAACCAACACAUGCAGCUUUAGUGAACUGGAUGCUGAUUCAUGUUGAUAAUCCAUAACUAUCGUUUCUAUGUUGUUAGUAGUUACCGUAAUCUUGUUUGCAUUGACGUUUUGGUUUUAGUCUCCCUGAGAAGUAGGUGUACCAUUGUUUACGCUAACAUUUUGUUCUAAGGCAAGCGGUUCUGAAAAGAAAAAAAAGAAAGAAAAAACUAUAUUUAUCCAGUUGUGGUUAAUUGAAUUUUUUCUCUUGCAA
Molecule: messenger RNA, 1042 nt
Organism: Pyrus x bretschneideri (Chinese white pear)
Lineage: Eukaryota; Viridiplantae; Streptophyta; Magnoliopsida; Rosales; Rosaceae
Product: SWR1 complex subunit 6
Exons: 4
Coding region: 262-777 (171 amino acids)
Biological process (GO): chromatin remodeling
Cellular component (GO): Swr1 complex
Molecular function (GO): nucleosome binding
Source: RefSeq, a predicted model, not a curated record